Molecule: messenger RNA, 1557 nt
Organism: Strongylus vulgaris
Lineage: Eukaryota; Metazoa; Nematoda; Chromadorea; Rhabditida; Strongylidae
Source: the annotation of a GenBank genome assembly
AUGGUGUUAGUUGUUUUGAAGCAGUACUUGAAGGAGCAAAUUUCUCGGAUGAUACCCGCACCUCCAUCUCACAACUCUAUUGCGAAAACGAGUGUAGCAUCACAAGAUCAGGCAAAGACAACCGUCGUUAGCAUUAAAGGAAUGACCUGCCAUGCAUGUGUCAAUAACAUUCAAGAUACGAUAGGGACCCGACCGGGAAUUCGUUCGUGUACAGUAUCAUUGGAAGCUGCUGAAGGUGUUGUUGUUUUUGAUCCUUCACUUUGGACAGCAGAAAAAGUCGCAGAAAGCAUAGAUGACAUGGGCUUUGAGGCGAAAGUAAAGGAUAUACCUAAAGACAUUACUAUCGCAGAUGCCAAAGUGCCAUUGCAUGCUAACAGUACUCAAAGGAAGGCGGUCAUAUCUAUCAAAGGCAUGGUUUGCCAUGCAUGUGUUAAUAAUAUACAGGACACUGUUUCACAGCGACCAGGAGUACAUUCCGUUGUAGUAUCUUUGGAAAAAGAAGAAGGUGUGUUUACAUUUGACCCAUCAAUUCUCACUGAUGACCAAAUUGUUGAAGCCGUGGAUGAUAUGGGAUUUGAAGCCAAGCUUGUUAGUGCUGAAGAUGUCUCGCAGACUAUUGAAGUCAAAGGCUCUGCAGCUCCUGCAAAAGAUUUCCUGACUAUUGAAGUCAAAGGCUCUGCUGCUCCUGCAAAAGAUUUCCUGGUUAGGUUUUCGAAACCGGACAAGGUAGAAUUGUCGCCAAAAAAGUCGAAGAUUCAUCCAGAGACUGCAGUGGAGAAUCUUGAGAAAUGUACAUUAGCUGUGGAAGGAAUGACUUGCGCGUCUUGUGUGCAGUACAUUGAAAGGAACAUUGCUAAAUUGAAAGUAUUAACCAAUAUUGGCGGGUUAAAUAGCGAAGCCGAUGCUAAUCGUAUCGAAUCGCACGCUAUCUCAAAGACAGGAGUUGAGAGUUGUCAUGUUUCACUUGCUACAUCUAUUGCGACUGUCGAAUUCAGUCCCUCAGCUGUUGGUCCACGUGACCUCAUCGCACUUAUUGAGGUAUACAUUUUUGGUGGAUGUUACACUCACUUACACUCUCGUUCUGCUAUAUGGAGGACUACCUUUUUUGUUAGCCUUAUCUUUGGCAUACCUGUGAUGCUGAUUAUGGUUGUGUUUCACUGGAUUUUGCAUACACCUAUGCAUCCGGAAAACCAGACUCCUAUAUUGUCACCAGCUCUUUCACUAGACAACCUUUUAUUGCUUUUAUUGUGCACACCGGUUCAGGUUAUUGGCGGGCGUUAUUUUUACGUGGCAUCUUGGAAGGCGCUUCGACAUGGAACUGCCAACAUGGAUGUACUUAUUGUUUUAGCCACCACAAUUGCCUUCACUUAUUCCAUAUUAGUUCUAAUUAUUGCCAUAGUUUUAAGAUGGCCAUCAAGUCCAAUGACAUUUUUUGACGUUCCUCCAAUGUUGAUAGUGUUCAUCUCUUUAGGUCGAAUGCUAGAACAUAAAGCAAAGGGGAAAACGUCAGAGGCUCUAAGUCGAUUGAUGUCUUUGCAAGCAAAAGAAGCAACUCUU